This is a messenger RNA of Telopea speciosissima, 856 nucleotides long. RefSeq names its product remorin 4.1-like. The transcript has 2 exons. Lineage: Eukaryota; Viridiplantae; Streptophyta; Magnoliopsida; Proteales; Proteaceae. The coding region runs from base 13 to 801 and encodes 262 amino acids. The record is from RefSeq and is a predicted model, not a curated record.
UGAGAGCUUAACAUGUCAAGUGUUAAUCAAAGGGCUUUAACAAGCAUUAAUGGAGGAGGAGAAGAUGAAGGUGAUCAUGAUAUAGUAAUCAGAGACAUCCACCCCUUGACACCUCCUCGGCCGCUGCUUCCACUCCCACCGCCGCCGAAUGGAGCUCACCGGACCGACUCUUGGGAGACCGGUAGCAACAUUUCCGGCGAGAAUUUCACUACCAUGAGUCGAGAAUUCAAUGCUUUAGUACUUGCAGGGGCGACGAUCGACAACACUAACAGUGAAAAUGACAGUGGUCAUAACGCCAGCAAUAACAAUCUUUCCAGAAUUGGAGAAGAUGAUGAGAUUCCAGAGGAAACAAACCCAUUAGCUAUCGUCCCAGAUAACAGUUCUCCCUUAAACCACACUAAUGGGUCUUCCUCUGCAACUGGGGGUUUCACUGAAGAAAUUACAAGUCUGCAAAUGGUGAAGAAAGGGGAGAUUGAUUCGAAGAUAUCGGCAUGGCAGACGGCGAAGAUAGCCAAAAUCAACAACAGAUUCAAGAGAGAAGAUGCCAUCAUCAAGGGUUGUCAAAGUGAGCAGGUGCAGAAGGCUCAAUCUGGUUUGAAGAAAGUUGAGAGGAAGCUGGAGGAGAAAAGGGCUAAAGCUGUAGAGAAAAUGAGAAAUGAAGUGGCAAAGGCACAUAGAAAAGCAGAGGAGAAGAGGGCUUCAGCUGAAGCUAAGAGGGGAACAAAAGUGGCUAAGAUAGUUGAGAUAGCUAAUCUGAUGAGAGCCAUUGGAAGGGUUCCUACCAAACGUUCCUUCUUCUAAUUAAAGCCUUAGAAAUAAAUAGUUGCAGAUACUCUGUUAUCAUAAAUUUUGAAAG